UCUUGGGUGCGUAGCUAAAAAAGGCCACUUCAUUCUCCUUCUUUCUGCAAUCUCGCACUCUCCUCCAUACUCAUACGCUCACGCUACUGUAUAUCGACAAAUCUCCCCACUCUCACUGUUUCUCUAUUCCUCUCUCUCCGACUACGUUUUCAGAUUCCCUGAGUUUAUAGAGAGAGGAAGUUAUCAGCUGAUUCAGAUCCUCCACUUUCGAACCAGAUCAUAACUCCGAUCCGAUCCCCUCCUCAAAACUCGCGGUUUUUCAACCAGAGAUCCGAAUUUUUUUGAAAAAUUUCCGUUUUUAUUUCAAGGGGAACUUCUUUCUCUAUCUCUAUCUUAAGCUCUUUAUUACGUUUUGAUUUCCAGCUGCUUUGGAGACUAGUAGAUUAAAGGAAAACGCUGAUUUAGCAUCACAAUUAAUGUAGAGAGAGAGGGAGAGACAGAGAACUUCCAUCUCUUGCACUCCAUACAACUAGCUGAUCCUUGGGUUAGAGAUCUGGCAUUGUAGGCCAGAUUGCUAUUAGAUGAUAUGCAACACCUGCAUAAGGAGUGUGGUUGCUCGAGUUGGGAUAUUAUCCAAAACAAGGUCGCAGUUGAUCAAUAUCAGGAAUUUAAAUGCAGGUCUCCACCUCAGUUAUACGUUAAAACCUGAGUUUUCAAUGAAUCUAAAUAUGAUGGUGGAUUCGGGCUCAACGGCAAAAAGGGGACCUGUUGUUGACGUGCUCCCUGAGAAAGAUGAUGAUGGUGGAUAUGUUAGUGGAGGCUGGAAAAGUGAAGACGGCAAACUGAGUUGUGGAUAUUCAAGUUUUAGGGGAAAGAGAGCCACAAUGGAGGAUUGCUAUGAUAUUAAGAAUACAAAGAUUGAGGGUCAAACAGUCUGCAUGUUUGGAAUCUUUGAUGGUCAUGGUGGAUCCCGCGCUGCUGAGUAUUUGAAGAAGCACCUAUUUGAUAAUCUGAUGAAGCAUCCAAAAUUCAUGGAAAAUACAAAACUGGCUAUAAGUGAAACAUAUAAACAAACUGAUGUGGACUUCUUGGACUCUGAAAAAGAUACCUACCGUGAUGAUGGAUCUACUGCUUCAACAGCUGUAUUAGUUGGUAACCAUUUAUAUGUUGCCAAUGUUGGAGAUUCACGAACUGUGAUAUCAAAAGCUGGAAAAGCAAUUCCUCUCUCUGAAGAUCAUAAACCAAAUAGAAGUGAUGAAAGAAAGAGAAUUGAAAGUGCUGGGGGAGUAGUAAUGUGGGCAGGCACCUGGAGGGUAGGAGGAGUAUUAGCUAUGUCACGUGCUUUUGGUAACCGCAUGUUGAAGCAAUUUGUUGUAGCAGAACCUGAGAUACAGGAUCAGAAAAUAGAUGAAGAACUUGAAUUGCUUGUGCUUGCAAGUGAUGGACUUUGGGAUGUUGUACCCAAUGAGGAUGCGGUUUCAAUUGCUCGAUCAGAAGAAGAACCUGAGGCAGCCGCAAGAAAAUUAACAGAGGCUGCUUUUACGCGUGGCAGUGCAGACAACAUAACCUGCAUUGCAGUGAAAUUCCAUCAUAUGAAGGCAGAUCCAGCCAAUAACCAAAGUCAUUAGAAAUUGGUAUUCAUGUUGCAAGUGUAGAUUUAUUGGCUUAGGCAGACGAAUUUUGCAAUCUGUGCAUGCAUUAUAACUGAAUGUGCAUAUGGAGGAGUCCAUUUGUUUAUUCAUUGUUUUGUUUCUUAAAACGUUGUUGCAUGAAGAUUAUGGACUCAAGCGUCGUGCUUGUUUACAAAGUUGUUCAUACAUAUCUGUAUUUUGCUACCUUGCUGGUUUUAAUUGCAUCUAAUAAAAGGUGUUCGGUAUCAAUUUAUCCUUC
Molecule: messenger RNA, 1830 nt
Organism: Manihot esculenta (cassava)
Lineage: Eukaryota; Viridiplantae; Streptophyta; Magnoliopsida; Malpighiales; Euphorbiaceae
Product: probable protein phosphatase 2C 76
Exons: 10
Coding region: 522-1568 (348 amino acids)
Biological process (GO): protein dephosphorylation
Cellular component (GO): cytosol; nucleus
Molecular function (GO): cation binding; protein serine/threonine phosphatase activity
Source: RefSeq, a predicted model, not a curated record